This is a messenger RNA of Pyrus x bretschneideri (Chinese white pear), 1489 nucleotides long. RefSeq names its product transcription factor MYB44. The transcript has a single exon. The coding region runs from base 113 to 1081 and encodes 322 amino acids. Gene Ontology annotation, biological process: regulation of DNA-templated transcription. Lineage: Eukaryota; Viridiplantae; Streptophyta; Magnoliopsida; Rosales; Rosaceae. The record is from RefSeq and is a predicted model, not a curated record. Gene Ontology annotation, molecular function: DNA-binding transcription factor activity, RNA polymerase II-specific; RNA polymerase II cis-regulatory region sequence-specific DNA binding. Gene Ontology annotation, cellular component: nucleus.
AUCUUCUCUGCCCAAACCCGAGGCUCUCAAACUUUCAAAAUUCAAAUAUUUAUAGAGAUUAAAAUCGAAAAAAAAAAAAAAUUAAAGAGAGAGAUUGUGUGAGUUAAUUGCGAUGGCGGUGAUCAGGAAAGAUAUGGAUCGAAUCAAGGGUCCAUGGAGCCCCGAGGAGGACGACUCGCUCCAGAAGCUGGUGCAGAAGCACGGCCCCAGGAACUGGUCGCUGAUCAGCAAGUCGAUUCCGGGUCGGUCCGGGAAGUCGUGCCGGCUGCGGUGGUGCAACCAGCUGUCGCCGCAGGUGGAGCACCGCGCUUUCACUCUCGAGGAGGACGACACGAUUAUCCGGGCCCAUGCCCGGUUCGGGAACAAGUGGGCCACCAUCGCCCGCCUCCUCAACGGCCGGACCGACAACGCCAUCAAGAACCACUGGAACUCCACCCUCAAGCGAAAAUGCUCUGACGGCGGUGGCGUCGUUUUGAAUGGAGGGUACGAUGGUCAAUUUCUCCUUGACCACGAGCAGCCGCCUCUGAAGAGGUCCGUUAGUGCCGGGUCGGGCGUGCCUGUUUCCACCGGGCUUUACAUGAGCCCGGGUAGCCCGUCCGGGUCGGAUGUGAGCGAUUCCAGCGUGCAAGUCAUGUCUCUUCCCGACUGCCACGUGUACAGACCCGUGGCAAGAUCUGGCGGGGUUUUGCCUCCAGUAGAAACGACGUCGUCUUCCAACAACAGCAGUAACAGCGAGAAGGAGAACGACCCUCCGACUUCACUGUCUCUGUCACUUCCCGGGGUCGACGCCGGGGAGGUGUCGAACCGUGUUGCGGCGGCGACCGAGUCGAUCCCGGCUCCGGCUCCGAUUCCGGCUGCUCCGGUGUUGAAUAUGCCCUCGGAGUUGCUGGGAGUGAUGCAGGGGAUGAUAAGGAAGGAGGUGAGGAGCUACAUGGCGAGGUUGGAGCAGGGCGGGGUUUGUUUUCAGCAGGCUGCGGCUGCUGACAAUGACGGGUUUAGGAAUGUUGGGGUGAAUCGAAUUGGGUUUAUAGCAGGAUUGAGUGAGGGAGAAAGGUGCGGAGUAUUCCGGACAUUUUCCUAAUUACGAUGAUGGAAUGGAGCUCAAUGCAAAAGGUUUUGAGCUUUAUGGACAGAAGUAGCAGCUAGGCAGUGAAAACCCUGAUCAUAAAAUCUAUGGAGGGGUCUGUGGAGGGGGACGGAAGGAAGAAGAGGGGUGGUGGUGUUGUCUUUUUUUUUUUUAUUAUUAAUUUUUGCUUUUUUUUUUUUUUUAAUAAGUAAGGGAAAAUAAUAAUUUUGGUCAGUGUACAGAGAGAGAGAGAGAGAGAGAGAGAGAGAGGUAGAAGAAAGGUCAGAGUGGAAUCCAGUUCAAAGAGGGAAGGGAACUUUGGGCCUUGUUCAUCGAUAACCAUGCAACCUUUAAGGGAAGAAAAAUGGAAAGAAAAAAAAAUGGGAGGAGAAAAAAGAAAAUGAAUCCUUGAAAUUUCACUUA